GCUCGAGUGGGCGUUGACAGCGCUAUACGCAGAUCGUGCCACCCAAAGUAGAUCUGUUGGCGUAGGUACUGAUACACACUGGAUAAAGCUAGGGCUUAGAGACGAAGUUAUAGUUGGACGGACUCAAGUCGGCCUUUCAUAUGCCGCGUUUGAUUCCUGCCGUGCUGCUCAAAUGGCCACAGGUAGGUACUGAUAUAAGUUAGAAAAUUGGUACAAAGGGUGUUGAAAACGAAUGGAGCAGCUCCGUAUAGCGCGGUAAGUUGAGUUAUCGACAACAGGGUCGGUUGUCUCCGGUGCAUGCCGGAACUAGAGGAGUCCUAGUAGAUGGAUCGCGCGCCAUGGUCGAUCGUUGCCAAUGGUCGUCAGCCCCAACUACCUUUACAGCCACAGAAAAAGAUCAAAUCCUGGCUCUUCAAGCAAUACAUAUAUACGUGCGCACAUGGUGUUCCAGACGAAGGCCUAUUUCCCCGAUUCAUUUGGUAUACCUUCCACAUGUACUGAAACUGCCCCAGCUUGUCACCCCACAAGGUACUAAUCAGGCAAUCGCAUACCAUGUCAGUAUAAUGGUAACACCCGAGGGGCAGACGGGGCUUUAUUUGACCGAUCGCCUGAGAUAGGUUGUGACCCUCCUGCGUUGCUUUAAAAUUGGAGGGCUGCUUCUUUUUGUGCUGCUAUUCACUUGUCACACUUUUCAUUUCAGCAAGUGUCCGCAAUAGAGAUAUAUUUCCAACUCAAAUAUGGCAGCAGCUGUCGACUACGGCCAUGCGGAGCGCUGGUCUCAAUCCGAGAAGAGCGAAGAUGUUAUCGAGGCCGAGAAAACACGCCUUAAACAUUCCGAGGACCCACAAUAUGAGCCAGUGGCAGAGAUUCACGAGAUCAAAAAGAUUAUCCGCGAAGGUAUCACACUGACAAGUGGCCUCACCGCCGUGCUCCUCCAGGUUGCGCACCCAGUUGUUGGUCGUGGCGUUGGAAUCCACAGCGAGUUCUCCAAGCCAGGCCGUGCAGUGGAUCGUGCAGAGAAGACCGGCAUCUUCAUCUACGUCUUCGUCUUUGGUACUGAGGAGCAGAAGAAGGCGAUGCAGCAUUACAUUAAUAUGAUGCAUAGCCGUGUCAAGGGUGGAGAAGGGAAGACAGCUUACUACGCCAAGGAUCCUCACGCUCAACUCUGGGUCGCCGCUACGCUUUACGCUACCAUGAUCGGCAUGUACGAGAUGGCUUUCGGUCCUCUGCCUCAUAACAGGGCAGAACGCGUGUACAAAGAGUUUUCCUACCUUGGGACUGCUCUGCAGAUGCCGCCUGAGUUGUGGCCAGUGAACCGAGCUGCGUUCUGGAGAUACUAUGCCGAUAUGAUCGAAAACCACCUGGAAGUCACUCCGGAGGCGGAAAAGGUGCUUUACGAUCUCCUCCAUCCGUUCAAACCGGCGCCCUGGUAUGCUAAGCCUUUCGUUCCGUUCCUCAUGCCAAUCGUCAAAGCUAUCACCAUUGAGCAGCUACCUGUCAAGGUGCGACAGGACUACGGUCUGAGGUCCACCAAGUUCACUCGCUUCGUGAACAGCUUCACCGUUGCUACCGCCACUUCUGUGUACCCAGCUCUACCGCUGUUCAUUAGACAAGCACCGAAGACAUUUUUUAUGUGGCGUAUCAGAAAGAUGAUGAAGAAGCGCGGCGUUCGUGAAUACAAGAAAUGAAGGGAGAAAACUUGCGCUGAUACCGCGAUGAUGCUGAUACCACGAUGAUGCGGUCGCUGUGAGAGGGUGCCUUUAGAUCGAGACUCGGAAGAUGAAUUGCUGAGGGAGAUCGGACUAUUGAAAUUGCACUCGACUUGGAUGAUGUCUUCAUUUUUGUAUAGUCUAGUG
Verruconis gallopava is the source of this 1856-nucleotide messenger RNA. RefSeq lists its product as uncharacterized. NCBI's taxonomy places the organism in Eukaryota, Fungi, Ascomycota, Dothideomycetes, Venturiales, Sympoventuriaceae. The transcript is spliced from 2 exons. Gene Ontology annotation, molecular function: oxidoreductase activity. Bases 738 to 1688 code for a protein of 316 amino acids. The record is from RefSeq and is a predicted model, not a curated record.